AGUCAUUUUCAGCCUUCCAAACGAAAUCCUUCGCCAUGUGGUCCUGGCUUUUCGCGCCGCAGCGGGCGGCGGUCGCACCGGUCGCGCCUGCUGGUGCAAAGCCGGCACUGAGUAGCGGCGACUGGCGGGUGCGCCAGUAUCUGGAGCGGGCCGUUCCGCCCAGGUCCCCGAGGCCGGAAGUAUGCAGCGCAGACUUCCGCAGGGAGCGCUACGAGAUGCCGCUGCCAAAGCAUCAGUGGAUGUGCCAGUGCGGUCGGGCGAGCCUUCUAGAGGAGGAAUAUUGCCGCCACUGCAACAGCAAGUCCCCGCAGCUCCGGGCGCGGGAGGCGCUGGCCGCCCAGCGCCAGGCGGCGCGCCGCCGCCAGGAGGACCAGGAGCGCCAGGCGCGGGCAGACGAGGGCCGCUUGACUGCGGCGGACCUGAGACUCGCCCAUGACGUGGGCUUCGAGCAAAUGCCGCUCAGCGGCUUUGAGGAGAAGACGAAGGUGUGCCGGGAGUUGGACAAAGAGGCCUACACAGGCCUGCUGCGAAUGGCAGCCAUGAGGGCAGGCCAUGUGCCCGAGUACUGAGCUGCGAAGGGGCCGUGCCCAUGGCCGGUGGGAGGGUGACGUGCAAGUUAGGCUGUUCGGAAAACAACGAUGUUGCGGUGCGAAGCUUCUUCGUGUUGAAGUUCUAUUUCAAUUGCACAGAUGCGCCCGAUUUCCCCAGAUGCGCCGUCAGACAGCCAGGGUCUGUGGUU
Effrenium voratum is the source of this 739-nucleotide messenger RNA. Lineage: Eukaryota; Dinophyceae; Suessiales; Symbiodiniaceae. The record is from the annotation of a GenBank genome assembly.